CUCUCCUUCCUUAUCUACCUCCGCCACACUGUCAAUCAAUACUCAAAACGCCUCUCCUUAUCUCUUUUCCUCCAGAUAUUUUUGUAGUCUAGUCCAUGGACCCGCCUCCAGAUCCGCCGCCGCCACCGCCCUCCCUCGCCGCGAACCCCACUCCUGCACACCCUCCGCUCCACGUCCAUCCUCCUUACGCCGAGAUGAUAACGGCAGCCAUAUCGGGCUUGAAUGAGCGGAACGGGUCGAGCAAGAGGGCUAUAGCUAAGUACAUAGAGACCCACUACCCAGACCUGGCUUCCACACACUCCUCUUUGUUGACCAACCACCUCAAGCGGAUGAAGAUCAAUGGCCAGAUUCUCAUGGUCAAACAAUCCUACAAGCUCCCUGGAUCUGCAUCUGCCUCUGCCUCUGUCGCCGCCAACGGUGCUAUCGCCGGCACCAAGAGACGCCCCGGACGCCCACCUAAGUCCAAGCCCAACCCCGAUUCGCGUCAAACUGCCUUACCUGUUUUUGCCCCUCCUGUGGACAUGAAUUCUGUGCCAGGUGUUGAUACCGCCUCGCAAACUCCGCCCAAUGGGCAGGACGGUGUUCAUUUUGCCGGAGGGCAGGUUAAUGGGCCUGCUGUAACUGUGAGAGGCCGUGGGCGUCCGCCGAAGCGGGGGGUUGUUAAGCGCGGACCCGGUCGUCCACCCAAGGUUGGUGGUGUGGGUAGUGCUUGGGGGAGACCCAAGAUCCUGGCUGCGCGGAAGAAGGGAUUAGGGCGGCCACGCGGGAGGCCACCUAAGCCUGUGAGCUCGAUCCAAGGAUUGGCUCCUGGGGCUUCUGUUGGUGUUGGGAUGGAGGCGGCGUCUGUUGCCCUUGGUGGUGGAGUGAAGCGUCGAGGGCGCCCUCCAAAGGCUGGUGGCGUGGCGAAGAAGCCAAGGAUGCUUUCUGGUAAGCCUUUGGGACGGCCUAGAAAGAAUCAAUUUAAAGGUUCUGACUCCCAGUUGCUAGCGGCAUAUCUCGAUCUCAAGGCAAAACUUGAAAAUUUGCAAUCUCGAGUCCAGCAAGCUGCAGCCUUUAUAAAGCCAUCGCUGAACAAUGAAACUGCAUUCAAUGCAUUGCAAGAGUUAGAACUGUUAGCACUGAAUAUCAAUGUGCCGCCAGAUGAUCAAUCCCACCAGCAGCAGCCACCGCCGCCACCACCACCACCACCACCACCACCCGAACAACCUCAUCCACAAUUUCCUCUUCCCCAAACUUUCUAACUUGCAGCAGCGUGACUUGCAAUGGAAGAGGGGGAGGGGCGUCACCCUACAGAGUUCCCCCAAAUUAGGGUGAGUUGCAUAGAGAUAAAAAGAAUUUCUGUAUACUGGUGAAGAGGAGCAUGGUGGUGGGUUGUUCUAGCAGCUGGACGUGAAACUUGAAUCUGUCCGUUCAUGUAUAUUUAAUUUAGUCCUGUUUAUGUCUGAAAUGUUGAUGCUAGACUUAAAAGAAAACUCGUAUAUUACUGUCUUAAGUUGCAACAUCUUGGGAUCAGUUGAGGACAUAUCUAUAUUUCUCUUGUAUCUCUCUCAAUCUGGGUGACAAACACCUCCCUGUCCUUUAGUUUGACCUUGCUUUGUUCU
This is a messenger RNA of Andrographis paniculata, 1601 nucleotides long. Its product is annotated as histone H1. Gene Ontology annotation, cellular component: nucleolus; nucleosome; nucleus. Gene Ontology annotation, molecular function: nucleosomal DNA binding; double-stranded DNA binding. The record is from RefSeq and is a predicted model, not a curated record. The transcript is spliced from 4 exons. Bases 96 to 1241 code for a protein of 381 amino acids. Gene Ontology annotation, biological process: chromosome condensation; negative regulation of DNA recombination; nucleosome assembly. NCBI's taxonomy places the organism in Eukaryota, Viridiplantae, Streptophyta, Magnoliopsida, Lamiales, Acanthaceae.